UAGACCAGAUGGUGACUCGGCAGACAAACCCAGCUGAGGUCACAGUUAAGCUUUUGGACCAGGAACUUACCAUGACUUCAGAACAAACUAGAGAGGUUAAACCUUCUCCAACCAUGCAAGAGACUCCAACUCAACCUCUAGAGGUACCAAGGGAUGUAGUAGCUCCAGCCUAUUAUGAAAUAACAGUUCCAACGCCGGGUCAGGAUCAAGCCCAGCAUACAACAUCCCCUGGUGUCACGAUCACAGUUUUACCUUUGAGCCUGGAAUUUGUUGUAACUUUAGCAACUACAUCAGAGGUUGAACAUCCUGUGGCUCUGGAGAGGAUGGCAGCUCCCCAUCCAGACCAGAUUCAGACUCAGCCUCCAAUCCCGACUGAAGUUACAAUUCAAAUAUCCGACUCGGACAUUACCGUAACUCAAAAUUCGUUGCCAAAUUACAACAUGGAACAAGAGAUUGCCAAUAUCAACACCGACAUGAACACCAGCAUAUGUGAGCUCUGUACCUGCAGAGAUGAGACACUGUCGUGUGUUGGUCUCAGCCCAGAGAAGAGACUCCGCCGAGUGCCUGUGCAGGAGCCUGAAGCCUAUAAUGGCACCUUCACCGUCUUAAAUUUCCAAGGAAAUGCUAUUUCUUACAUUGAUGAGAAUGUAUGGAAAUCAUACCGUUGGACUGAGAGACUAAUUCUCAGUGAAAAUCAUUUGACCGAAUUACAUAAAGAUUCAUUUGAAGGCCUGCUAUCCCUCCAGUAUUUAGUGAAAGGCUGGAUUUAAGGAACUGGAAAGGACAGGCACACACCCUCAGAACAGCUUAUCACACACGCCCGGCUUUGUUCCGCAACCUGAAUGUUUCCUCCAAAGGGAAAAUAACCUUUUAUGAGGUCACAGACUUGGGUCUAACGCCGGAGCCUGAGCAGGAGUGUCCACAUUGGAGGGUCCUGACCUGAAGUGCGGGGAGUCUGGAGGGGAGAGUGAUCUGCGCUCAGGAUGGGGGAGGAGAGGAAACUGGAACAGCUCCAGGGGAUAGUUCAAGGUCCAUAAUGGGCUGGGGGGGGCGGUCCAUGAGCUCUGAAAUUACAAUAGUGUGUGUGUAUGUGUGCACUGUGCGUUCUAAUCUGCAUAGGGAAAGCAAACAUAGUUUUAAAUCGUAUUUUCAAAGGAAAGCACCACCUCCAAAAAAUUAAGUCCCACGGGUCUAGGACAUAGAUUUAGUUUUGUACAUGGGGAAACUGAGGCUCGGAGCCAUCAUAGAAUUUGUUCCAAGGAGACACAGCCAACUUGUGACAAAGGCUGGAAGAGAACCAGAAUUGGACUGGCUGUGUAAGGGAGGCUUACACGAGAGGUGCAAGUCAAUGUCCUCCCCAGGCCGAGCUUGGCCGUCUGUGGGUCUCAGCCUGGACAACACCUGGACCCCCCAGAUUGGAUCCAGUGCCCUUUCUCCAUGCCUGCCCCCAGCAUCACCCGGGCUUUCCUGUGGUCUGGAGCUGUGCCUGUAUACAUCUGUCCAUACAUCCAGACACGCACAUACCUGCAUACGACAGGCAUAUACCUGGACGUACCUGCUGAUCAAAGGGCAGCAAAAGCACACAACUCAAGCUAGACUUAUACCAUGUCACACUCAGAGUCUCCCCCUCCCCUGGUGAACCCGUUCCUCCUGCAGGUUCCCCAGCUGGCGUAAUGGUGGCUCCGCGGUCCCCUGUGCCCAGGUCAGACCCUAGAGGCGCGUUGCCUUCUUGCUUUCCCUCCUGCCCGGAGCCACCCCGUCAGUACGUCUGGUCAACUUGACCUUUGUCCUUCACAAUAGAUUCAGAAUCGGACCCCCUUUCCCUUGCCUGCCUUUCCUGCACCCUACUCUGAUCCACCCUUGUGGCUCACCUGACUUGACAAGGAGCUUUCUGAAUGCUUCUCUCCAGCCUUCCCUUCUACCUGUUCCCCACCCAGGAGCCCGUCCUGUUCUGUCGCCCAGGCUGGAGUGGUGUUAUCAUACUCACUGCAGCCUCAAACUCCUGGGCUCAAGCGAUCCUCUAGUCUCCUGAGUAGGUGGGACUACAGGUGUGCACCACCAUGCCUGGCUAACUUUUAAAAUGGUAUUUUGUGUAGCGAUGGGGGAUUUUAUUUUGUGUAUGCUGUCCAGGCUCUCUCAACUCCUGGUCUCAAGUGAUCCUCUCACCAUGGCGUCUCAAAGUGCUGGAGUUGUAGGCAUGAGCCACUGUGCUUGACGCAGAGUGCUCUCUCUAAAACUUAGGACAGGUCUCAAGACUGCCCAAGACUGUCUACAGAUUCUCCAUCUCACUCAGAAAUGAAAAGCCAAAGCCUGCAAGGCCCCCCGCUCUCUCAGUCCUCAUCUUUUCCAGCCUCUGCCAUGCCAAGCACCAGGGCCUUUGUACCUGCUCCAUCUUCGGCCUGAAAUAUUCCUCCCUCCCUGACACCCCGCCCUCAGGUCCCUGCUCAAAGUUCACCUUUUCUGUGGUUUUCCAUGACCACUUCCCAAUCACUCACUCUCUGCCUCCGUGCUUCAUUUUUCUCUAGAGCACCAUUAACAUCCAGCAUGUAAUAUACUGACUUGUUUAUCUCCUUGCUGACUCUGUCCUUUGCUAGAAGGUAAGUUCCAGGAGGAGGGACUUUGUCUGUUUUCCUCACUGCCAAAUCCCUAGCACCUAAAACAGUGCCUGGAACAUAGUAGAUACUCAGUAAGCAUUUGUUGGAUGGAUGGAUGGAUGGACAUAUUGUUAUAUCCUGUUUGUCUGUCUUGCCCACAAAACUCUAAACUCCUUGAAGUCAGGGACUACGUUCUGGUCAUCACUGUAUUCCCAGGGGUGGAGGGUUAAGGAGUCACACUGGGCUGGGCACGUCAAAGUAGAAGAAAUGAAUGAUCAAUCUGGUCUUUUAAAAACUGAGAACAUGGAAGCCCAAGUCCCUAUAGCAGCCACUUCUAAACUGAGUCACAGUUCUCCUCCUAAGAUUCUGCCUGUAGCUGAAUAUGACUCUUCUAGAAUCAUCCAGGCCCCCUAGACAGAGCGGGUGGGAGAGCUGACCAUGUCGUAACCUUGGAAAGCCCUGAGAAACCACUGGAGUAUUUGGCUUUUAUUUAAUUUUUUUUUAUUGGUAUUUGGCUUUUAAAUUAAACUUUAAUACCACUUUGGGCUUAGGGCCCAGAGUUGGAGCCUGAUUCCCUGAGUCCCAGCUCCACCACUUACUUCCUGAGCCUCAGUUUUAUCAUCUGUAAAAUGGGAAUGAGAAUAACAGACUCUGCACUCAUCAGGUGGCCAUGAGGAUUACAUGCAAGAGGCACUGAAAGUGCUUAGAAUGGGGCCUGUGAAUGCUCAGGAAUUGCUGACUGCUACUAAAAGUUAAGUACUGAGCAGGAGGAGAAAAGAUUCAGUUCCUUUCAAGCUUCCCUUAGGUGGAUUCCAGCUAAUUGGAGCUUGGCCGGAUGUGGUUUCAGGUUAUUGCGCCUCAUUUAGGUUUCUGGGCAUCUGGACUGUUGGCAUGAUUUUCCCAGGUGACAUUGAGCAUUAUCUAAGGAACAAAACUCCUUUCAAGGUCAGAAAUGCCUAGAGGGCCACUGGUGUAGCCUGAGAGAGGCAAAACCACCAGCCUAGGUGUAUUCAGCUAUCCCCAGCUUCCUGGCUGGAAUUACACCCCUCGGGAUGCUACCAGCCCAAAGGAGAGGCUGAUUUGAGUAUAGAAGGGGAAAAAACAACAAAAACCAUCCUCUCUCACUCAAGGGAGCACAUCUCACUUGCUGGCAAGCAGCCAGGAUGUUUUUCUAAUCCCAGAGUAAAAAGCCCAUGCAACUUGACCCUGACCUACCUUCUCAGGCUUAUCUCUGCCCCUCUCCCUGCAACACACUUGCAUUUUAUUCCCCAGAACUAUCACAACUCCCACUCCCAUUUUCCAGAGAGUGUUAAAUGGUGAGUAUUCCCAUUUUCUUAGCUCACACAGCUGGGAAGGGGACUAUUCGGGCCUCUCUGCCUCUUUCCACCACAUCACUCUGCUUGGUGAUUCAGCCCAAUACUCUCUGCCCCCAGAGAUUUAUAAUCUUCUUGUACAUAUGGAGAAACUGAGGCCCAGGGCAAUCUGGAACUUGUACCAGGUCCCACAGCUGGUAAAUAAAUAGUACAGGGCUGGUUGGCCUCCAAACCAAGAAUUCUUGCCACAUUUAAAGUGCUGGCCAGGCUUAGAUUGAUAAAGUGAAACCAAAGGUAUAUAACCCAGUGGUCUGGGAAGUCUGAGUAGAUGCUCUUGGCAUAGUUGGCAGGUAGCUGCUUUUGACCCCGGGAGUCUUUGGGCAGGCUUACCCCUCCAGGCCUCCCUUCCAGCCAUCAAUGACAGGCUUGCUGUUAUCAAACUGCCUUCUAAACUCAGACAUGUCAUUGGUGGACUGAAUAUUUAUAUCCUCCCCAAAAUUUAUGUGAUGAAAUCCUAACUCCUAUGUGAUGAAAUCCUAACUCCUCCC
Molecule: messenger RNA, 4455 nt
Organism: Nycticebus coucang (slow loris)
Lineage: Eukaryota; Metazoa; Chordata; Mammalia; Primates; Lorisidae
Product: LHFPL tetraspan subfamily member 7 protein-like
Exons: 4
Coding region: 9-770 (253 amino acids)
Cellular component (GO): membrane
Source: RefSeq, a predicted model, not a curated record